Messenger RNA from Toxorhynchites rutilus septentrionalis, 3048 nucleotides. RefSeq lists its product as uncharacterized. Lineage: Eukaryota; Metazoa; Arthropoda; Insecta; Diptera; Culicidae. The record is from RefSeq and is a predicted model, not a curated record. Gene Ontology annotation, molecular function: zinc ion binding; nucleic acid binding. The coding region runs from base 1 to 3048 and encodes 1015 amino acids. The transcript is spliced from 3 exons.
AUGCCGAUGAGUCGUACACCCACAAAAGGUGGUCAACAAAUGGACAAAAGUAGUGAAGAAUCGAAAGGAUUUAAAGGGUUUGAAGACGAUUCAACAGUGAGUGAUAGCAAAGCCAUGGAAAAAUUGGUUCCUCUAUUCCGGCAGCGGAAUCAAGUAAUGCAGAAGGUGUCCCGUAUGCACGAUGCCGUUGAAAAUGAAGAGGCACCUGUGACGCUGGCGCAGUUAAAAGUGUUUUCAAAGAAACUGCAGUCUGCAUACGAUGAAUUUUCGGGGUUUCACAGUCAGAUUAUUGCAGCCGUUCCAGAAAACGAAAUGAAUGGGCAGGAAGAGGAGUAUAUUUUAUUCGAGGAACUGUUCGAUGAGACGUCUGCCAUAGUCGAGUCACUCCUCAUACGAAUGGAGAAGCCACAAGUUCCAUUGUCAUCAAGCCCGCAAGUGAUUGUCCAUCAACAGCCAUUGAAAGCACCUAUCCCGACUUUCGAUGGUGAUUACGCGAAGUGGCCAAAGUUCAAGGCCAUGUUCCAGGACGUCAUGGCUCAAUCGCGAGAUUCGGACGCGAUCAAGCUAUACCAUCUGGAUAAGGCCCUCAUCGAUAAAGCUGCAGGGGUGUUGGACGCAAAAACCAUUAACGAGGCCAAUUACGAGCACGCUUGGAGAAUAUUGACCGAGCGUUAUGAAAACAAACGUAUUAUAGUGGAGAUGCACAUUCGCGGUCUUUUAACACUGCCGAAAAUGGAAACCGAAUCCCAUACAGAACUUCGACACCUACUAGACAAAUGCAAUAAUCAUGUCGAGAGUCUCGAAUAUUUGAAGCAAGAAUUGAUUGGUGUAUCGGAACUAAUGGUUAUUUAUCUCCUGACGUCAGCAUUGGACAAAGCCACCCGCAAGCAUUGGGAACAGACGAUGAAGCCGGGGGAAUUGCCGAACUACAACUUAACAAUUAGUUUCCUGAAAUCCCAGUGCCAAGUUUUAGAAAGGUGCGAAAAUGCUCAUUAUCCUUCGUAUCCGAAGAAGACAAUAACUACCACUAAAGGAGUGAGUCAUCGAUCCUAUGCAGCUACGUCAAUUCAGGAGCCACCUACCGACAAGUGCGAUUUUUGUAGUGAACAGCAUCGUAACUUCCAGUGCAACAAACUUAACGCCAUGUCCGCAUCGGAGAAGAUCGAAAAGGUUCGUUCUGCGGGCGUGUGUUUCAACUGCCUGCGGAAAGGUCACAGAUCCAAGGAGUGUCCAUCACCAAGGAGCUGUCGCAAAUGCCAGAGACGUCAUCAUACACAGCUGCACGAAGACGAAGUAACGUCGAACGUGAAUUACAACUCUAAAAGUGAAACUUGCACAUCGAAGAUAACUCUUGUCGACGAAGAUUUAACAACGAAGCAGUCAAAUGAAACAAACGUGCUCAGCACUUGUUCCUGCAACCACGCCAGAACAACGAAAACAGUAUUGCUUCUCACCGCUGUCGUUCUGGUUAUGGACAAAGAUAAACAACCACAUCAAUGCCGCGUCUUGCUUGAUAGUGGGUCUCAGGUCAAUUUCCUGACCGAACGGAUGGCCAACAUACUUGGCAUUCCGAAACAACGAGCCAGUGUACAGAUCGCUGGAAUUAAUAACCUCAGAACCAUCGCACGAGAUAAAGUGGAAGUAGAUUUCCAAUCGAGAUGCAGCGAAUACCGCGCCAGACUGGAAUGCUUAGUGACGCCGGAAAUAACCGGAAAGAUCCCAUCUGUAUUGAUAAACGUCGAAGAAUGGAACAUUCCGACUAACAUCAUGCUUGCAGAUCCGAACUUCUUCAAACCUGAACAAAUCGACAUGCUUAUAGGAAUGGAGCUUUUUUUCAAUCUGUUGAAGCCUGAUCACAUCACUAAUGACGAAAACAUCCCCGAUUUACGAGACUCGCAUCUGGGAUGGCUGGUCACAGGAACUGUGAGCAGCAACGUAAAUACCCUAUAUUCGCAAGUGGCAUCAGUCGAAUCGAUUGAGGAAUCGAUGCAGAAAUUUUGGCAGGUCGAAGAAUUAGCAGAUACUACUACAUUUUCAUCCGAAGAACAACGCUGCGAAGAACAUUUCGUAUCCACACAUUCCCGUGACGUUAGCGGAAGGUUUGUAGUGAGACUUCCGCUCAAAGAAAAUGCAGCCGAACUGGAAAGUUGCCGAGCUUUGGCAUUAAAGCGAUUUUUCAUGCUAGAGAGCCGAUUUCUUCGAAACCCAGAACUGAAGAUGCAGUAUGUGGAUUUUAUUCGCGAAUAUCGACUACUCAAUCAUUGUCGACAAGUGGACGAAUCGAAGGACAACCCGUUGCUGAAGUCAUACUAUAUGCCUCAUCAUGCAGUACUCCGACCCGAUAGCUCUAGUACCAAAUAUACAGAAGACGAUGAGGUUUUAACUCCUAAUCACUUUCUGUUAGGUUGCGCUGGUGAAGCUGUCAUUACGAUCGACGACGUUUCCAAAGCAGAAGCAACUCGUCAACACUGGAAAAGAGCGCAAUCAAUUGUUAAGGGAUAUUGGAAUCGGUGGAUAAAAGAAUACCUCCCAACCCUAACUAAAAGAAAUAAAUGGUUGGAGAAGACUAAACCUAUAAAGGUAGGGGAUAUCGUGGUUUUUGCCGAUGAAGAAAAGAAAGGUAAAUGGCAUAAGGGCAAGGUGAUAAGAACAACAACUAAUAUGGAUGGGCAAGUUAGAUCCGCUACCGUGGAAACAAUUAAAGGUGAAAUUACUAGACCAGCUGUAAAAUUAGCAGUAUUAGAUGUAAGUAAGAACAAUGAAAUCGAGAGCUCAAAAGAUACCACUAUUUCCUCACCACCUCUUAACUUUGUUGGAGUAAUUAAAAGUGCCCCAGGGAGUAAAGAGGAAAUUAAGGGACCGCGAAAUCCUCAAGAAUGGGGAGUAAGAAAAACGGUUAACAUCGAGCAUGUAAAAGAGCUGGCGUCAAAAUUGAAACCGAAGCCACAAACAAAAAAGAAAGUCAUAGGUAAAAUAAGACCAUAUACCGGCACGAUACAAAAGGCUAUCGUAACCGCAAUGGCAAUUCUAGUACUGAUGGAAAUUUAA